AUCAUAAGAAAAGACCAAAUGGAGCACUAGCGCCAAAUGAAUUAGGCAGGCACAGCAAAGCGAACUCAAUAAAAAUGAAUUAACACGCGACUCUCUCUCAGAAGAGAAGACCUCUGUGUGUUUGUAUCUCAUCUCAUCUCAUCCCAACUCUUGAGUCUCUCGCUACCAAUUAAAGGGAACAUUUACCUCCCAAAUAUGGGGAAUGGGGAAUCUACAUAUACUGAUGGUUCUUAUGAUGAUUCUCUUCGUGAACUACCUUCCCAUGCAGGGACUUCAAUGGAUUCUAAUCGUCAACCGAAGCAACAAUCCGCAUACAUAGCCGACAAUUUUAACUCUUUGGAUCAGGUUAUUUCAUCAUUGAGAGAAGCCGGCCUUGAAUCAUCAAAUUUAAUACUUGGUAUCGACUUCACAAAGAGCAAUGAAUGGACAGGAAGAUAUUCAUUCCAUAGGAAAAGCCUUCAUGCAAUUGGUAGCACGCCUAAUCCUUACGAGCAAGCAAUCUCUAUAAUUGGCCGUACUUUGUCUCCUUUCGAUGAAGAUAAUAUAAUACCUUGUUUUGGAUUUGGUGAUGCAUCAACACAUGAUCAAUGCGUGUUCAGUUUUCAUCCUGAGGGCCGAUAUUGUCAUGGUUUCGAGGAAGCUCUUGCACGAUAUAGGGAGAUUGUUCCGUUAUUAAAGUUAUCAGGUCCUACCUCAUUUGCCCCAAUAAUUGAUGCGGCAAUUGACAUUGUUGAAAACAGCAAUGGGCAAUACCAUGUUCUUGUCAUUAUUGCAGAUGGACAGGUUACCAGGAGCCCUGAUACUCCUCCUGGAAGACUCAGUCAGCAAGAACAAGCAACUGUAAAUUCCAUUGUUGCUGCUAGUCAAUAUCCUCUCUCAAUUAUCUUGGUUGGAGUUGGAGAUGGACCAUGGGAUGCAAUGCAGAAAUUUGACGAUAACAUUCCUCAGCGCUCAUUUGACAACUUCCAGUUUGUCAACUUCACCAAAAUCAUGUCAGAGAACACAGAUACAUCAAAGAAGGAAGCCGCCUUUGCACUUGCUGCCCUCAUGGAAAUUCCAUAUCAGUACAGAGCCACCCAAAGUCUUCAUUUUGUCAAUCGUGAACCAGUAGGUGGUCCUCGUACAAGGCCACUUCCACCUCCACGUGAAGUGAUUAAUCAUGAUAAUGCAGUUAAAUCAAUCCCACAAAUUACAAACGUGCAGAAAGUCGAGCCAACAGCUCCUGUAGCUCCUGUGGAACCUGUCUGUCCCAUUUGCCUGACAAAUCCAAAGGAUAUGGCUUUCGGAUGUGGUCAUACAACAUGCAAGGAUUGUGGGCUGAGUCUUCUUUCAUGCCCUUUGUGUCGAGAACCCAUAUCAACACGCCUGAGACUAUAUACUUGAGUUGGGGAUUGCUUUGUUGUAUGAAAAGCGUCAUCGUUUAUUAAGGUGCUAAUGAAAGUUUCACCUCGAAUAUAUCAUUGUAUAUUAUUCACAAUUUCACUCACAUGGCAAAAUCUACCGAUUUCUUGCGCAAGUUGGUGCCGUUCUGUAAAAUAUGUAUUUAUGUAUAACACAUUUUGAGUAUACUUUACUGCAAUAAGAAGAAAAAGGUAUGUUAUUUGUAAGUUGCAUUUGUUUA
This is a messenger RNA of Prunus dulcis (almond), 1621 nucleotides long. Its product is annotated as E3 ubiquitin-protein ligase RGLG3. NCBI's taxonomy places the organism in Eukaryota, Viridiplantae, Streptophyta, Magnoliopsida, Rosales, Rosaceae. Bases 196 to 1383 code for a protein of 395 amino acids. The record is from RefSeq and is a predicted model, not a curated record. The transcript is spliced from 12 exons.